UAACUUGUCAGACUAUAAAGUUGUGGUGAACGAGGCUACAUAGCUACACGCUACAAUUUUAGCAUUGCUGCUAGUGUUAGUGUCUUCAUAACAUUUAUCUGUGGCUUGUUCUCUCGUGUUUUGGUUCUAGCAUGGAUGCUCGUUUAUUCUUGUUGAUACUGCAAUGUUUGAUUGCUCGGAUAUUUUCAGUUACAGCUUGCUGCAAAAAUGAACACUUUUGCCAGACUUUAUUGAUCAACAAUUUAGAAGACACAUCUUCUACAUUAUGCAAAAAUGUCAACGAGUUUUUACGUUGUAAGAUGGGCGUGGGGCUUGCCACUGACGGCGAGGUUAAAGAGAUGAUAGAGAGGUUAAUGGCAGACGUUACGUUUGGAGGCCUUGGAUGCGACAUCGACACUGAGCUGUUAUCAACUUUAAGGCUGGAAAAUAAACCUGCGAAUUUAAUGAAUGUAAACGUCUUUAAAGUCGAUACAGAGGCAGGCAGUGUUUGUCUCGACACUUAUCUGGAAAAUAUAGAUUCACACGUCAACUUUCGGUCGCUAGUUUGCCAGGACAUUAACGUCUUCCUCAAAUGUGUGAGUGACCAGAGGUCAGCUGAAGACCUGGACAAGGCCAUCACUCUCUUUAAUUACGUGCUGGAGGAAUACGGUCUCUUUUGUAAUCUCACCAGAGAGACAGUAAUUAUGGAUUGUGAUGUGGGCGCUGGAAAGUGUUUGACGUCAUAUUUUCACAAGCAAUCCGAUGGCGCUUUUAAGGACAUUCACGGUUCGAAAUGCCCGUACAUCAACGAUUACUUGGUAUGCAUGGUGCGAACAUCGUGUAGUAUACACACACUGCAAGAGGGGCUCAAAGUUUUGUCAUCUAUUGAAGAACAAAAAUCUGGAUAUAAGUGUGAUAUAGGCCUAGAUACAAGUGCAAGUGUUACUUUAAGAAACAAGAUGGCAACUCGCCUUGCUACUGUGAUGAUGGGGCCGUACCAAGUGGCGUUGUCUGAGACGAUACGUGUUUUCAAACACAGCGCUCACAAAAAUACAACCAAGUAGCAGGAACAACAUCAGAAACGGAAUUUUUUAAUUUAAAAAAUAUUCAUGCCUACUUUGUUUUUACGAUUUAUAAAUUAAAAAAAUCCCACUGGAUGCUUUUUAA
Molecule: messenger RNA, 1146 nt
Organism: Physella acuta
Lineage: Eukaryota; Metazoa; Mollusca; Gastropoda; Physidae
Source: RefSeq, a predicted model, not a curated record